UUGUCUUACUUUUAAGAUACUCCACUAUUUUAUAUUGUUGUGUACUUGCGUUUUUUACUCUAGUCUCUACAGUAUAAGUAGCAUCACCUUAUAAGAUAACUGAAAACCCUAAACCCUAAAAUCUCAUUCCCAAUCUCAACCACUCAAACGAUGGCGAACCAGAUCUUCUCUCGCGUCAUUCCCAAAACCCUAACCUCCCUUUUCUCUCGCUCCCUCACCACCACCACCACCACCACCACCGUCCCUUCCUCCGCCAUCUCUUUCCUUCGCCGUCUCCGUCCUCUCUCCACUCUUUCCCUCGCCUCCGGCCGCAUCCUCCUCCCUAAUUCCCACCGCGCUCUCUCAACUCGCGCUACCACUUCCUCUCUCAACGACCCUAACCCUAACUGGUCUAAUCGUCCACCUAAAGAAACUAUCUUGCUCGAUGGAUGCGAUUUUGAACACUGGCUUGUUGUUAUGGAGAAGCCUGAAGGUGAUCUUACAAGAGAUGAGAUUAUUAAUGGUUACAUCAAAACACUCGCGCAAGUUAUUGGAAGUGAAGAAGAAGCGAGGAUGAAGAUAUAUUCUGUUUCAACUAGACACUACUUUGCAUUUGGAGCUCUUGUGUCUGAAGAGCUUUCCUACAAGCUUAAAGAAUUGGCCGGCGUUCGAUGGGUUCUUCCUGAUUCGUAUUUGAAUGUGAGGGAGAAGGAUUAUGGAGGUGAGCCCUUUAUAAAUGGGGAAGCAGUUCCUUAUGAUCCAAAGUAUCAUGAAGAAUGGGUAAGGAACAAUGCCCGUGCAAAUGAAAGGAACAGGCGCAAUGACAGACCUCGUAAUAAUGACAGGUCAAGAAACUUUGAUAGGAGAAGGGAAAAUGUGGUGAACAGAGAUAUGCAGACUAGGCCUCCUCCUCCUCCUCCUAAUGCACAGACUCCUGGCGGUGGGUUCCCUUCCAACAAUGGCGGUGGGUUCCCUCCCAAUAAUGGCGGUGGGUACCCUCCUAACAAUGGUCCUGGAUAUGCUCCUGCCCCUCCUAGCAACCAACCUGGAUACGGUCCACCAAAUCCAAGCGGAUACCGUGGUCCACCAAAUCCAAGUGGAUAUGGCCCACAAAAUCCAGGUGCGUAUGGUCCUCCAAAUUCAGGCGGAUAUCCUCCUAAUAACAAUGGUGGUUACCCUCCCAAUCCUAACAUGAAUAGAGCCCCUCCUCCUAAUAGUGGAUAUGCCCCUCCUAAUAGUGGAUACGCCCACCCGGGUGGUGUGCAACAAAACCAGAACAUUGGAGGGGUGCCUCCAAAUGUUGGAGGAUGGGGAAAUAAUCAGUAGCUAAAGAAGCCAAAAUAGUUUAGGUGAAUAUGUAAUGAAUGGUCCUUGACAUUUUGUACAAGCGACUGACUUGAUCUUUUUCUAUUUUCUAUUUAUAAGUGUGGUACUUGGAAGAA
Messenger RNA from Trifolium pratense (red clover), 1421 nucleotides. RefSeq names its product multiple organellar RNA editing factor 8, chloroplastic/mitochondrial. The record is from RefSeq and is a predicted model, not a curated record. Lineage: Eukaryota; Viridiplantae; Streptophyta; Magnoliopsida; Fabales; Fabaceae. Gene Ontology annotation, cellular component: mitochondrion. The transcript has 4 exons. Bases 151 to 1305 code for a protein of 384 amino acids. Gene Ontology annotation, biological process: mitochondrial mRNA modification; cytidine to uridine editing.